Oryza sativa Japonica Group (Japanese rice) is the source of this 948-nucleotide messenger RNA. The record is from RefSeq and is a predicted model, not a curated record. NCBI's taxonomy places the organism in Eukaryota, Viridiplantae, Streptophyta, Magnoliopsida, Poales, Poaceae.
AUGGCGAAGCCUCGCCCUCGCGCCGAGGAGAUCUCGCGGCCGUCGAGGUCGCUGUCCAAGGCCGUCCGCCGCCGCGCCGACGCCGUAUCCGCGAAGCUGGCGGCGCGCGGCCUCGGCGCCUUCGUCUGGCAGAAGAAGCUCGAGCGCGACCUGGCCCGCGGCAUCCUGCCCGAUAUCGUCUCGCUCCGCGACGAGCGGCGCCGGUGCCUCGCCCGCCGCAGGGAGGCCGCCGGCGUGAACUCGUCCGCCGCCGCCUCGCGGCGGAGAUCGCCGCCGCCGAUCCUGGACGCGUCGCGCGCCAGGGCGGCGGCGGAGGAGGAGGCGAAGGAGGCGGCCUUCCUCCUCGAUCAGAGCAGGCUCCGCGCCGAGGCCCGUCUCUCGACGGGACGCGGCGCGUCCGUCGAGGAGCUGAAGGAGCUCGGCGAGGAGAUCGCGGCGUACGCCGAUCUCGACAGGGCGAACGAGCCCUUCUGGGCGGCGGCCAAGGCGAUGUGCAACGCCGAGAUCGAGCAGGCCGCCACCGGCACCGGCACGGCUGGCCACGGCGACAGGGCCUUGCACUCCGCGGUCUUCGCCGACGUGAAGAGCGUCGUCGAGGGCAAGAGCCUCGACGAGCUCGACGCGAUGCAGCACGCCAUCGCCGCGCGCAUGGCCACCGGCGAGGCGAAGGUCGUCGAGCACUGGCAGGAAGUGACGGAGCUCAUCCGUUUCGAGUGGAACAAGUACAACCGCGCGCAUUACGACCACGACCACCCACCGCCCAAGACCGUCAAGGGCUACAAGUUCGUGCUCUACUACCCCGACCUCGCCGGCGGGAAGCCGCCACAGUACACCGUCGACGAGGACGGCAGCAACAGCGGCGGCGGCGAGACCUGCGUCAUCAGGUUCCACGCGGGCUGGCCCUACGAGGACGUGGCGUUCAGGAUCGUGAACAAGGAGUGGGAUUGA